Molecule: messenger RNA, 2587 nt
Organism: Ciona intestinalis (vase tunicate)
Lineage: Eukaryota; Metazoa; Chordata; Ascidiacea; Phlebobranchia; Cionidae
Source: RefSeq
GUUUUAUUUUAUAGAUGUUUGAAGAUAUAGUUUGUGUUAAUUUCGAUUUUUUCAAAGAUAUUUUAAGAAUGGACUUGGCUUCGUAUGUUUUUGGUAAAAUCGAUGACGGAUCACCGGCUGGGGAUCUUGAAAUCGACGAUUUGGAUCAAAAUAAUUUAAAUUUGGAUAAUUUUUCUGAUGCUUUAAUGGUUGAAGGGAUUUCAGGUCAAGAUGAAAUGUUGCAAAACAACUGGAUGGCCGACAUUGAUGAAAUCUUACAAGGCAUGGCCAAAGAGAAACAAGCGGAACUUGAACUUUGCAAUUCGGUGGUUUCUUCUUCUGUUGGUCGACAAUCGUUAAACGAUUUAUUAAACGCGCCUCCCCAGCCCACCCUGGUCAAGGAAAGAUUAACAAACGAACCAAACCAUGAACAAAAUUUUAUUUUUCCUGUCUCUCCGGCGCCACCUGAUGUCAAACCCAGACUGGAAACAAAUCCGCCCCCGCAAGCCGCUGUCCCCCCCUUCACCCACCAACCAACAACACAUGUUCGCAACCAAAACCCCCAGAUUGAUCAACCCCCUCACCCCGAUGAAACGAUCCAACAGCUGGAUUUAGUUUCGGCGAUUCAACAGAACCCACAGCUUCGUCAACAACUCCAGCAACAAAUCAUUCAAUCGCAGCGUAGGGUUGAUACUCCUAUGUUAGGGAAUUCCCCAAUCCCAUCUCCACCUUUGGAUGCCUCGCCACAGUUGCAGAGUAUGUUCAACUCAAACACAAUUAUCACCCCUGUGUUGUUGGAGCAAAAGUUUCCAAUCCAAAGGUAACGUUCGAUUCUCGGGAUUGACAUGGACACUUUGUCGCCACCUAAUGGUUGGUGGGAAUGGAUGUUCCCGACGUUAUUGUCGUGGCUCGUUAACGGGUUUAUCUCGAUUGGGAUUCUCUGGCGACUCCUUGUGACAGGGGAGCCCGUCACUGAAGAAAAGUCGAAAACGUCAUCGAAAUAUUGGAUACAUCGGAAACAAGCGGACCUUGAUGUGGAAAAGGAUGAUUAUGAGUCAGCAAGUUACCACUUGUCGCAAAGCUUGGCUGUGAUUGGUCGGCCGCUACCGACGUCACGGUUGGACGAGUGGUGUGCGGUUGUGUGGAACGGUGUUCGAUUGUUUCUUGGGGUUGUUCACAUUGGGCCGUGGUUGGCUAGGUUGAAAAGUUUAUCAGCGAGAAACUCGGCGAGGAACGCAGCGCAUGUUUAUCAUAAGUUGGAUCAACUGCACAUGAAUGGUUAUUUAAAGGAGGGAAAACUACGGGGUUUUCUUUAUUCACUGAGUGCGUUGAACUUGUGUGAGGUGGCGGGUUGGGAGACGACGCCUCCUUCUACAGCUACAAGGAUUUACUUGAUGGCCGCGCUGAGGUUUAAACGAGACGCCAUGAUACCGCUAAAGUGGUUUCAUCGUUUCUUUCUCCGAAAAUGUUCGAAAGUUUUAUUAACUCACCCGAACUGCAAUGACGCCCUCCGAUGGAUGUCAACCUCAAUCGGAAAUAAUUUCGUUUCAAACGAAAAAGAUCUUUUGGUGAAAAACAACGAAGAAAUGAAAUUUAUAAAGAUUUUAAACAAAAACGACCCACUUUCAAUUGUUUCGUUUCAUUUCCGGACUCGUAUGCUUCGGAACUCUUUGUUUGCGAUGAUAGAACCCAGUAUUGGGUUGGGGGAAUCACCACCUGAUGAAGCAAUAAAAUAUUUGCAACUUGUCGAAAAUAAAGAUACUUUUGACACUGACGAAAAGUUCUGGUGUUCGAUCGCAAUGGUCGCUGCUGAUUGGUCGAAAUCCAACGAGGUUUCGCGGUUCAUUGAACGCACGUCAUGCACGAGUGCUUCGUCAAAGAAUGUGCUCUCGUGCCACAAUGUGGGCGUUUGUUGCUAAGCGAGAUUUUAUGUUGUCGAGAAACACCGAUGGUUCGUUGUCGAAUAUUGUGCUGAUGAGAUGCAAUCAAGCGUCAAAGCUCGUCAAGGAAAGUUUCCUCUGUUGUCAUGGAAACCAAGAUAUUGUUUCAGCGUACCAGUUGCUCGCGAUUGGUUGGUUACUCGAAACGAGGCUGAAGGUUUGGCAAUCCAACUGUGAUGUCACAACCAGAGCAACAAAAGAGGAAUUGUCGUCGUUCGAGGUCGAUUUAAAUUUACUUCGAUUCGUUGCGAAGAAACUUCCAGCAGCGCAAACCAAAGUUGCGUUAUAUGAAAGCGCGAUUCGUUUAAUGUCCGGGGCGAACCCGAUACGAACGCAUCUCAUGCUCAACCAGAUCCUUAACAAAACAAUAAACCGGAACGAUGAAAAGGACAAUGGUUGCCAAGCAACAGGGAGUCGUGACCGUGCGCUUGCUGCCUUCCUUGCGUGCCAACACCUGCCCGCCACGAUGUUCGCAACCCCUGGUGUCAAGGAAAGUUUAAUCAACGAAGCUGUUGAAGUUUUAAGAAAGUUUGGCGACAACAAUGGUGUUGAGGAGGGUCAACGCAUGAUGUUGAAGAUCACGUCGUCUGUUGCUGCUUCAUGAUGUUCUUGUGUCUGUGUAAAUAAAAUUCGAUGCUCGUGUAAAUAUAAAACGUUUAUCGAUUUAA